Molecule: messenger RNA, 801 nt
Organism: Aureobasidium pullulans EXF-150
Lineage: Eukaryota; Fungi; Ascomycota; Dothideomycetes; Dothideales; Saccotheciaceae
Exons: 1
Coding region: 1-801 (266 amino acids)
Source: RefSeq, a predicted model, not a curated record
AUGACUCCCAAAUGGUGGCGAAAUCACUCGCUUCCAGGAUCACUCGCUUGCAGAGCUCGCAAGCAUAUAAUAUCUCCUACCCCAACGCCCUCCGUGUUUCCUUUCUCUUUUUUUCUUCUUUCCAUACUGCUUCUGUAUUUUACUACCAAGCUCAAAACAUUCCAAAGUAUUCCACAUCCCAUUCUCACAAUGCUUGCUAAAAUCAUUGUCAGUAUUCUCUCCCUUUGCGGCCGUGCCCAGAAGGAGGAAGCCGAGUUAUUGCCCAUGGUGCGUUGUGACUUCGGUUGCGACGUACACGUUCAUGGUAGAUCCGCCGACGAGUGCUCGAAGCCUCGCGAACCAGAGAAGGUGGAAGUGCCGGAGGUCUCGAAAGAGCACGGUAGCUUCUGCAAGUUCAAACACGAGGUGAGUACACUCCUCAGCAUCAGGGUUCAGGAGAGGUGUCUGUCAAAAGCGCCUCUUCAGGCCCCGGAGUUGCCCCACAACCGCAGGGAAUUCAGGAGGCCUCGGCGUGCGAUAGGUUGGGAAGGCCGCAUGGGCAUACCUCCUCAGGAUCUCGUAUCCACGCACGUCAAGGUCUCCAAGUUGAGGUUCUCUAACGAGCAUCAGGUGCAGAAGUACGAUGUUCAUGGCCCGCCGUGCGUCGUCCGACGAGCAGAACAAGUUGGAGGUCUUCGGGCUGGCGCGUUCGUGUGGCCGGAUGGCUCUCUGUCUUUAGGCAGGGUCCACCCGAAAGCCAGAAACCGCACGAACGCGUCUGAUGUUUGGUCUACCCACGGGCACAUGGUAAGCUACACCUGA